UGGAGAAACAAACGCUCACUCACUCACUCACUCUUGUUUGUUGUUUUCUCCCUUGGCUUCCUCAUCCAUCAUCGCUAUCAUUAGCAACAAAGACAUGGGCUUCUUCUUCUUCUUCUUCUUCUUCUCUCCCACCGCUUCCAAGAUACUAUGCUGAUCUGGGGUUUUGCUAUUUCUCGCUCUCAUCCUCUCAUGAUCAAGAACUGAGUUGCUUUGCCUUUGUUUGCUGAUCCCCGCGCGUGUGUGUGUGUGUGUUCGGUUUCUUGAAAAUCCAAUGGAAGAAGAUCAAGAAGUGAAGCACUUGUGCAAGUUCUGCAGCAAGAGCUUCCCUUGUGGGAGAUCCUUAGGGGGUCACAUGAGGUCACAUGUCACCAAUGUUUCAUCCGAGACAGAGAAGCUUUCGUCUUUCAAUGGUGGAGAUAGAGAUAGAGAUAGAGAUAGAGACACGGGAACAAUGGGUUCUGAAGGGGGAACUAGCAAUGGAGGCUACGGUCUGAGAGAGAACCCGAAGAAGACUUGGAGGUUCACGAAUUCCGUCGAUGACACUUUGUUGGUGUUGGACAAGCUCUGCAAGGAGUGUGGCAAAGGCUUUCACUCUUGGAAAGCUCUGUUUGGUCACAUGAAGUGCCACUCCGAGAGAGUAUCCCAGAACAACAGCAGCUUAAUGGAGGAUCAAGAUUCGUGGACGGAAAACACCAAUGCUAGCCAAAAAAUGGUGUCGGAUGAUAGCCAUUCCGACAAUGAAGCCACUGCUCCAAACCGUAGGAGAAGAUCCAAGAGGAGAAGGACAAGGUACGUGGCUCCAUCAACUUCUUCUGUGUCCUUUGUUUCUGAGGCAGAGCAGGAGCAGGAGCAGGAAGAGGUAGCCAUGAGUUUGGUGAUGCUUAGCAGGGAUAUUAGUCCUUGGUGUGGUUUCAAUUCUGUGAACUCAUUGCACUUUGAAUCUCCUUCUUUGGUUCCAACCAAUUUAGAUUCUAAGGCUGAAGGCAAAAGGGUUGUCUCCAAUGGUGAAAAUAAGGUUUCCAAACCAAAGGAUAUUAAGUGGGAGUUUGGGAAUUCGGAUGCUUCAAAUCUCAACUACAAAGGGAAAAUAAGCUCAGAACUUUUGGGUACUGAGAGUGCUAAUUCUACAUUUGAGGACAAUGGAAUAGAUGAUAAUAGAAAUAACAAGUACACUUCAAUCAAGGCAAAGUAUAUGGAUUCUGAAUUGAAGACAGGCUCUUCAAAGAGUUGGGUGAAGAACAAGUCCCCAGAAGGUGAAUUGAGCAAAAGCUCCAACAAGAGAGGAAAAUUUGAGUGUGCUACUUGCAAGAAAAUCUUCCACUCAUACCAAGCUCUUGGAGGUCACAGAGCUAGUCACAAGAAGAUCAAGGGAUGCUUUGCUUCAAGAAAUGAGAGCAGUGAAAACAGCACUGAGUUGGAACCAGACCUUUCACCUGACCCAACAACAGAAAGUAAGCUUCUGAAGAAUGAAUAUGUGGAAGAACAUGAAAUGGUUACUGUUACUACUACUACUAUUACUGGUCAUGAGUGCCCAAUUUGCCUCAAGGUUUUUUCAUCUGGACAAGCCUUGGGUGGCCACAAGAGAUCUCAUCACUUGCCUAAUGGGUCUGAUAUUGCUACUAGAAACUGUCAAAGUCAAAGAGUUGUACUUGAGGGAGAAGACCCAGAAAUUAGGGAUUUUUUUGAUCUUAAUCUUCCUGCUUCUAAUGAGGAAGAAGGUAACAGCCAUGGCCAUGCUGAGGCUUACAAACCUUGGUGGGUAGUAGGAGGCAGCAGCAGCCACAAGCAAGAGGCACUGAUAGGCCUCAUUUCUAACUAAACUAAACCUAUCACAGUUCAUUCCAGCACAGGUUUCAAAUCUCAGUUGAACUUCAGAGUGAAGAUUCCAAAACUGUAUAGAAAAAAAGCUUAUGCACUUAUUUCAUUAAUUCUUUACAGGAUUCAUAUCUUCUUUGAGGUAUUUCUGUUAUUCUUCGUGUACUUGAUAAGGAACUUUUCAUCCUUUUCUCUUUUCA
Messenger RNA from Vigna unguiculata (cowpea), 2015 nucleotides. RefSeq lists its product as uncharacterized. Lineage: Eukaryota; Viridiplantae; Streptophyta; Magnoliopsida; Fabales; Fabaceae. The record is from RefSeq and is a predicted model, not a curated record.